Messenger RNA from Limanda limanda (common dab), 4841 nucleotides. RefSeq lists its product as uncharacterized. Gene Ontology annotation, cellular component: membrane. The coding region runs from base 51 to 3839 and encodes 1262 amino acids. Lineage: Eukaryota; Metazoa; Chordata; Actinopteri; Pleuronectiformes; Pleuronectidae. The record is from RefSeq and is a predicted model, not a curated record. Gene Ontology annotation, biological process: sodium ion transmembrane transport. The transcript has 31 exons.
GUUGAAUUUCAUUGAGGGAGCACGCUGCAAGCUGCAAGGAGUGAGAGACCAUGACCGAGGAAAAAGCCAGGGAACCUACUGCUGCAGGAGUGGGUCCAGAUGAUGGGCCACGUGAAGAGGGGGCUCCUCCGAGGGGGAAGUGGGCCAACAACCAGGAGUAUCUACUCUCCAUGACUGGGGGAAUCAUUGGCGUUGGGAACUUGUGGCUAUUUCCUUUUUCGUGCUACAGGCAUGGAGGAGCUGCUUUUCUCAUCCCUUACUUUCUGUGCCUCCUCUUCAUCGGCGGCCCUCUCUUCUUACUGGAGACGGCGUUGGGCCAGUACACCAACGAGGGUGCAGUCACGGCUUGGAGGAAGAUAUGUCCCAUGUUCGAGGGGGUUGGGAUAGCGUCCCAAGUCACCACAUUCUAUAUGAACACCUACUUCAUCGUCGUUUUGGCCUGGAACAUCUUCUACCUGAUUUACUCCUUCAAAAUCCCUUUGCCCUGGUCUAGUUGUGACAACGAGUGGAACUCUGAGUUAUGUCACAAUCCAGUCAACAUGAUCGCAAACCCCCACCUGUUUUCCACCAACACCAGCUGGUCGUUCCUAAACAACAUCUCCUUGCCUGAUGACUUUGAGUACGCACCGUACUUCAAUCAAACGGACGAAUUACAGUUGGACCCUACACCGGAGGAGGAGUUCUGGAGGAAUCGUGUGUUAAGAAUGUCUGACGAGCUCUUGGGUAAGGUGCACUGGGACCUGGCUCUGUGUCUCCUGCUGGCCUGGAUCAUAUGUUACUUCUGCACGUGGAAGGGAAUCAAAUCCAUUGGAAAGGUGGUUUACUUUACAGCUACAGUCCCCUACCUGCUGCUGCUCAUCCUCUUCUUCCGUGCAGUGACGCUCCCAGGAGCAGGACAGGGCCUGUGCUACUACCUCUGUCCAGAUUUUAGAAGACUCGCCGACCCAUUUGCAUGGGAGGCUGCAGUGAUGUGUGUGAUGUACACCUACGCCACGUGUCAAGGGGUCCUGACCACUCUGGGAAGCUACAACAAGUACAACCGCAACUGCUACAGGGAUUGCAUUGCACUGUGCUGCCUGAGCUGUGCGACUGGCAUCUUUGCGGGUUUCAUCGUGUUCUCAGUGUUGGGAUUCCUGGCUUACGUGCAGGGUUUGGAGAUGUAUGAUGUUGCCUCUUUUGGUCCGGCUUUGAUCUUCAAGGCCUUUCCUUUGGCCCUGUCGGUGCUGCCUGGCUCCAGUUUCUGGGCUGUGCUCUUCUUCCUCACCGUCUUCCUCCUGGCUGUCGACACUCAAUUUAUGUUUAUGGAGAGUCUAGCCACAGCCAUCACAGACAUGUUCCCACGUCACCUGAGGAGGCCUGGAGCGAGGGAGGUCCUGGUCCUGGUCAUUGCUAUCGUUUGCUUCCUACUGGGACUGCCGUUCAUCACUGAGGGAGGGAUAAUCCCCUUUGAAAUUGUUGACAGUUAUGGAGCCAAUGGGAGCAUUCUCCUCUUCAUUUCCUGUUUGGAGACCGUCAUCAUCGGCUGGGUGUAUGGAGCGGACCGUUUCUACGACAACAUUGAGGACAUGAUCGGGUAUCGACCGAACCCCGUGAUCAAGUACUGCUGGAUGUUCAUCACGCCGUUCAUCUCUGUUCUCUUGCUUGUGUUUAGACUGUUAAGUCAUUCCUCUUACUUGGAACACGGCUCCAGACUUCAACCUGUGGACUCCAUAGUCGGCGCUUUACUUUUCGUCACUCCGCUGAUGUGCAUCCCAGUGUUCAUUUUUGUGGCACUGUGGAGGAACCCCAAAAACAUAACCUCUCCGUCCAGCGACCUGCGCCAGGCACGGCCCCACAAGCCUGUGCUCACGCUGUGUAAACGCGUCAUCUUCAAGGCACAGGGGCCGCCUGUCGGGACCACGGCCGAGAGACACGAGAAGAUAAUGAUGGAGGAGCCCAUCGGGACCAUGACCGAGGAAAAAGCCAGGGAACCUACUGCUGCAGGAGUGGGUCCAGAUGAUGGGCCACGUGAAGAGGGGGCUCCUCCGAGGGGGAAGUGGGCCAACAACAAGGAGUAUCUACUCUCCAUGACUGGGGGAAUCAUUGGCGUUGGGAACUUGUGUCUAUUUCCUUGUUCGUGCUACCAACAUGGAGGAGCUGCUUUUCUCAUCCCUUACUUUCUGUGCCUCCUCUUCAUCGGCGGCCCUCUCUUCUUACUGGAGACGGCGUUGGGCCAGUUCACCAACGAGGGUGCAGUCACGGCUUGGAGGAAGAUAUGUCCCAUGUUCGAGGGGGUUGGGAUAGCGUCCCAAGUCACCACAUUCUAUAUGAACACCUACUUCAUCGUCGUUUUGGCCUGGAACAUCUUCUACCUGAUUUACUCCUUCAAAAUCCCUUUGCCCUGGUCUAGUUGUGACAACGAGUGGAACUCUGAGUUAUGUCACAAUCCAGUCAACAUGAUCGCAAACCCCCACCUGUUUUCCUCCAACACCAGCCUGUCGUUCCUAAACAACCAUACCCUGCCUGAUGACUUUGAGUCCAUACCGUACUUCACGGAAGGAUCAGAGUCGGACAGCACACCGGUGGAGGAGUUCUGGAGGAAUCGUGUGUUAAGAAUGUCUGACGAGCUCUUGGGUAAGGUGCACUGGGACCUGGCUCUGUGUCUCCUGCUGGCCUGGGUCAUAUGUUACUUCUGCACGUGGAAGGGAAUCAAAUCCAUUGGAAAGGUAGUCUACUUCACAGCUACAGUCCCCUACCUGCUUCUGCUCAUCCUCUUCUUCCGUGCAGUGACGCUCCCAGGAGCAGGACAGGGCCUGUGCUUCUACCUCUGUCCAGAUUUUGGAAGACUCUCCAACCCAUAUGCAUGGGAGGCUGCAGUGAUGUGUGUGAUGUACAACUACGCCACGUGUCAAGGGGUCCUGACCACUCUGGGAAGCUACAACAAGUACAACCGCAACUGCUACAGGGAUAGCAUGGCACUGUGCUGCCUGAGCUGUGUGACUGGCAUCUUUGCGGGUUUCAUCGUGUUCUCAGUGUUGGGAUUCCUGGCUCACGUGCAGGGUUUGGAGGUGAAUGAUGUUGCCUCUUUUGGUCCUGCUUUGAUCUUCAAGGCCUUUCCUUUGGCCCUGUCGGUUCUGCCUGGCUCCAGUUUCUGGGCUGUGCUCUUCUUCCUCACCGUCUUCCUCCUGGCCGUCGACUCUCAAUUUAUGUUUAUGGAGAGUCUAGCCACAGCCAUCACAGACAUGUUCCCACGUCACCUGAGGAGGCCUGGAGCGAGGGAGGUCCUGGUCCUGGUCAUUGCUGUCGUUUGCUUCCUACUUGGGCUGACGUUCAUCACUGAGGGAGGGAUAAUCCCCUUUAAAAUUGUUGACAGUUAUGGAGCCAAUGGGAGCAUUCUCCUCUUCAUUUCCUGUUUGGAGACCGUCGUCAUCGGCUGGGUGUACGGAGCAGACCGUUUCUACGACAACAUUGAGGACAUGAUCGGGUAUCGACCGAACCCCGUGAUCAAGUACUGCUGGAUGUUCAUCACGCCGUUCAUCUCUGUUCUCUUGCUGAUGUUUAGAAUGAAAAGUCAUUCCUCUUACUUGGAACACGGCUCCAGACUUCAACCUUGGGACUCCAUAGUCGGCGCUUUACUUUUCGUCACUCCGCUGAUGUGCAUCCCAGUGUUCAUUUUUGUGGCACUGUGCAGGAACCCCGAAAACAUGACCUCUCCGUCCAGCGACCUGCGUCAGGCGCGGCCCCACAAGCCUGUGCUCACGCUGUGUAAACGCAUCAUCUUCAAGGCACAGGGGCCGCCUGUCGGGACCACGGCCGAGAGACACGAGAAGAUAAUGAUGGAGGAGCCAAUCGGGGUGUGAGGGUUGUUGACGGCGCUUGUAGACCCGCAGGAAGUGAUUGUUUAUAUAGAUGGUUUUGAUGGCUUUUACCAGUAUGUGACAGGUAAACGACACAUUAAUCAUUUGUAAAAGACGGGUACAUUAAAGUGUAAAAAAAUAUCUAAAUGUAUAUAUUACUCCACGUAUAAUCGAACACGCUGUAUUCAUACUUAUCCUUCUAAUAACUGUAGAAAUCUGUUUUUCUGACGGUACUCGACGCAGCAGGAGAUUCUCCUCUCAGAAGCGUGAGGGGGCGGAGCAGCAGGAAGAGGCGGGGCGUGACAUUAAUCCUGCUUUUUCCUUUUCCUGGCUUCUGCAUUUUGUGAAAUCCACCUACUCAUUCACUAACCCCUCCUCCCUGUAUAGGGACGUCUAUGUAGAGGAAUAUAUAUCGUGAGCUCCUCGAUGAAAGAAAGAAGCCGAAAACUUUUUCAAAUACCAAAUUUAUUGAUUAUGGUGUAAAACAACGUCUGCUGGUGAAAUGUCCCAUAAUAACUGCAUAGUCUAUUAAAAAUGUCGCUCUACAUUUGGACGGCAUCACGAUAUGGCAAACUGACUAUAGUGUGGACUGCAUCACUCCUCUCUAACUCCACCCUCCCUGAUCUGAUUAUUUUCUAAACCAUUAGCUCUACCUCCUUUAAAUCACUCAUUACCUCAUGUAUCAGACACAUUAGUUAUUGCAACAUUUUAUUUGUAAUUAAAUGUGUUUUUUUUAAAAUCGAAUCAAAGCAGCUAAAACUACAAUGUUUCUCUCUGUUAAUGCAAAAUCUGCAGGUUUGUUGGGGUUCAGGUGUCGAAAUUGAAGUAAUGUGAGUGAUGGAGUGAACAAAAUGUUUCGGUUACUUUUGAAUUCUCUUUUGUAGAAGACCAAAAACAGAUUUUUUGAUACUUUGAUAAUUUGCAUAAAAUCUUCACUUCAUUGUCUGUGUGUGCAGAUGGUGAUGAACUCUUUGCAUCUCAUUAAAUAUCUGUUGGUUAAAUAUC